Molecule: messenger RNA, 1107 nt
Organism: Trichophyton verrucosum HKI 0517
Lineage: Eukaryota; Fungi; Ascomycota; Eurotiomycetes; Onygenales; Arthrodermataceae
Exons: 3
Coding region: 1-1107 (368 amino acids)
Biological process (GO): proteolysis
Molecular function (GO): cysteine-type peptidase activity; deNEDDylase activity
Source: RefSeq, a predicted model, not a curated record
AUGUUCAAGGGUCCGGACGAUAUCUACCUGACCUUCACAUAUGAAGAUUAUAAUACGCUCAAGUCCGACUGGCUGACGGACAACGUGAUUGGGUUCUGGGAGGAAUAUCUGGAGCAUGAAUUGCUUUCGUUUUAUAAAACUCGCAUCAUCCUCCUUCGACCUAGCAUGUCAUUUCUCCUGUUCCAGACUCCGGACCCAAAGACACUGGGCAACGCUUUGCCAGAUUUCAGUCGUGCUUCUCACAUUUUUCUACCCAUCAACGACUGUCAAAAUGGCAUGCAGGCCGAAGGCGGCACCCACUGGUCUCUGCUGCUUGUCUCCCUCGCGGACCAAGUAGCUUUCCAUUAUGACUCCCUGCCACCUGGAAACAUUACCGAGGCACACGCGGUUACGGAAAAGAUCAGCAUCAUCUGCGAAAAGCCUAUCAAAUUCAUGCAGAUGCCUGAUUGCCCCGUACAACAAAACAACAAUGACUGCGGAGUAUUCGUCUGCAUGAUGAUGAGAUAUCUCCUUCAGCAUCGGCUCCUGCAAGCAAAUUCGAAGGAAUACAUCACCAUGGCCCUAGAUGGCGUUCCGCUCGACCCGGCCGAGGCACGCAAGGAAAUAGUGCAGAUUAUCCAUCAGUUAAAGAGGGACAGAGAUCGGAGACGAUCGUACGUAACUUCAUCCGCUGAUCCUGCUGCUGCAUCGCGCAUAUUUGCAAAGCCUCACUCCAUCAUUGCCCGCACCCAAUCUUCCCCUGCCCACCGCACCCCCGCUACUGCUUCCUCCGCAGACUCUCCUGCCUCAACUCGCCCUCGCCACUCCAGAGUCUCUUUGUUUACUUAUUUCGCUAUCUGUGCCUCUGUUAUUGUUUUGAUCGCGGCUGCUCUUGCCUUCUACCUCCCUGAUAUCAACAUGACGUCUCUUUACCACGGCUACACACACAUUCAGUCUCCUGUUUGUGGCGAAUAUUGUCACAAACUCGACUCUGCUCUUUCCUCGGCCCGUUCUCAGCUCUCCCCCUAUCUUUUGCAAAUGCACGAACAAUUGAAUGAGCUUCAUGACUUUGGGAGGGAGUACUUUGCUAAGGUGUAUGAUGCGUUCUCCCGUUUGAGAAGAAUAUAG